GAUAAACUGAAAGGUUGUAAAUGAUCCGAGCAGCAUUUUGGCCAAGUUGGUAAUUGAAAACUUCAGUGUGACAGCGCAACGAAAAACAUGGAAAUAGUCAUGUCUUCUCUGUUGUCCGUGUUUUUCAUUGUGCAAUCGACUGAAGCUGUAAAUGAUGAUGAAAGGCCUCGAAACACGUCUGGAACUAUCCCCUUUCGUUCAAAAAACAGAAAUUGAUGAUCAUCUUUCUGUUUUUGUGUCUCAAAAAAUGAUCGCGAUCACUCCUUGAGCUAUUUGGUAAUAUGCCUGUUAAAGGAGUACUGACAUGAAUUUUAAAUAUAUUGGAUUAUUGCUGUAAAUAAGAGCGCUUCUGUCGAGAACUCUGAAAGGGUAUCAUGGUGCCUAGAAAUACAUCACUGCAUCUUUAAUACCGCCACCUUAAAAAAUACAGUUUCGGUUUUGAUAUUGAGGUGGUGGUUUCAAACAGCAGCUGAAAAAAAAAGAAACAGUGGCCGAAAAUUGUUUACCCCAGAUGUUAAAAUUGAAACAUCAUAGUUGUUCUUUGCUAUGUGGAAAUGAACUGCUCUUUUGCUCAACGGAUGCUUUUGUGGUAUGCAGGUUAACAUCGGCGGAGGCGUUUUGGUUGAGAAAACGCUCCUGGAGCGCCUCCAUUCUCACUGCAGUGGGCCUACAAAGUUCGCCAGGCAUCUUCUCCGGAGUGUUUUUACUCUGAAGGAGAUGCGUGGCAAAUCGCUCUUCCGGAAGGGCAGCAAUGCCAAUAAGAAUGCCGAAGUUAAGGAGGCACUGGACCCAGUCAGGGUCAACGCAGUGAUCGGCUACACAUGCAGCAAGUUUUCCACUUCAACACUGCAGCUGAAGAAUAGCUUGUCGUCGAUGUUGGCACGAGAGCUCAGGUGAUGUGCUGCGCACACGAAGUAUUUAUAAUAU
This is a messenger RNA of Rhipicephalus sanguineus (brown dog tick), 927 nucleotides long. RefSeq lists its product as uncharacterized. The record is from RefSeq and is a predicted model, not a curated record. NCBI's taxonomy places the organism in Eukaryota, Metazoa, Arthropoda, Arachnida, Ixodida, Ixodidae. Gene Ontology annotation, molecular function: DNA binding. The transcript has 2 exons. The coding region runs from base 592 to 897 and encodes 101 amino acids.